AUGGUUACUCAAGAGUUGCAUGUGUUGAGUAAUGUGGAGAACCUAAUCCUGGAUUAUACUCCAUUGGACAUCAACUUUUUGCAAAGCAUAAGCAUCUUGACUUCUCUCAAAACCCUGUCUUUGUUUGACUGUGCUCUAGUUGGCAUUUUACCUACUCAUCAAGGUUUAUGUUAUCUAAACAAUCUCGAGGAAUUGAGUCUCAAUGGAAAUGCUCUAGGUGGUGCAGUUGCUCCAUGUUUGGGCAACUUGACAUCUCUUCGCUAUUUGGAUAUAUCUAACAAUCACUUCACUGGAAAUAUUGCCUCCACUCCCCUCGCUAAUCUCACCACGCUUCAAUUCCUCUCCCUUUCAAAUAAUCAACUUCAAGUUCCAAUGUCAUUCAGGUCUUUUGCUAAUCACUCCAAUCUUAAAGUCCUUUUAGCCGAUCAAAACAAUAUGGUCGCAGAUGAGCCAACUGCUUUCCAAACAUGGUGGCCAAAAUUUCAACUUGAGGUAUUCAGCAUGUCAAAUUGUAUGAUAGAAGAACAUGGGAACCUACAACUUCCUAAUUUCCUAUAUUUCCAACAUGAUUUGAGAGACGUUGAUCUUUCUUAUUGCGAUUUUGGCGGAAUAAGGUUCCCACAUUGGUUGCUGGAGAAUAAUACACGAUUGGAACAACUUUACAUGAUAGAUACUUCAAUUGUGGGUCCUUUGUUCUUACCAUCACAUCCAAGUUUCAAUCUGAAGGUAUUUGAUAUAUCCAAUAAUAAAAUACAUCAUGAUAUUCCAAGGAAUUUUUGCUCACUUUUUCCACAUUUGGAAGGACUGUUCAUGUCGAAAAAUGACUUCAAAACUGAUAUUCCUCCAUGUUUGGGUGGUUUGAGGAGAUUACAAAUGUUAGACUUGUCCCAUAAUGAUUUGUUUGGAGAAAUACCUGAAGAGUUGCGUAUGAGUAGCUCUUUAGCUAAUCUUAUACUUUCAAAUAACAGUUUGAGUGGCAAAAUAAUUCCCACAGUUUAUCAUUUAAUUAUUUUGUUGGAGGAAUUACGUUUGGAUGGUGACAAGUUUGAGGGAGAGAUUUCUUACUUUUCACCCAUUAGCAUUAAAAAUCUCCAAGUGUUAGAUGUAAGUGAUAAUGAUAUCUCUGGUGAGCUUCCAACAUGGUUAUGGGAUACAAUAUCUUUGAAAAUACUGGAUUUCUCCAAAAACAAUUUCGAGGGUCCCAUUACCAUGCAAUUAUGCAAGUUGAUCAAUCUGGAGUUUCUAGAUCUUUCUUCAAAUCAUUUGUCUGGUACUAUUCCAUCUUGCUCGAAUCUACAAAGGAUGAGGCAUGUGCAUUUGGCCAAUAAUAGACUUAGUGGAACACUGUCAAAUGUCAUUUUUAAAAGCUCUCCACUGGUUACGUUGGAUUUAAGUGGAAACAGUUUAACCGGAAGAAUUCCAAAUUGGAUUAGCACGCUACCGAUUUUGAGCGUCCUUCUUCUAAAAGAAAAUCAAUUUGAUGGUGAAUUUCCUCUACAGUUAUGCAAACUACAGUCAUUAAGCAUCUUGGACUUUUCACACAAUAAACUUUCUGGUCAUUUACCUUCCUGUUUGAGUAAUUUAACUCUCAAGCCAAGUGAAAAGUCUUACGUUGAUUCUGGUGGUUAUCAGUUUGAUUUUUUUGAUGACGUAAUGGUACAUAUGGGACUAACCAUAUACAAUCUCACAGGCUUGGUGAGUGUAUAUAGAGGUUAUCCUUUUACCUACCAUGAAGAAGAUGUACUAUUCUCAACAAAGGGUGCAACCUACACUUACAAGGGAAAUAUUCUUGACCUGUUGUCGGCAAUUGAUCUCUCUUGCAACCAACUCACAGGGAUAAUCCUGCCUGGAUUUGGGAAUUUGAGUGAAAUUAGAGGACUAAACUUGUCCCACAACAACUUAACUGGACCUAUCCCCUCAACUUUUUCAGAACUCAAGCAGAUUGAGAGUUUGGACCUUUCUUACAACAACUUAAGUGGUAGGAUCCCCUCUGAACUAACUGAGAUGACUUCUUUGGAGGUAUUUUCCGUCGCACACAACAACUUGUCAGGGCCUCUCCCCGAUAGGAAAAAUCAAUUUGGGACAUUCGAUGAGAGCAAUUACGAGGGAAACCCUCUUCUUUGUGGACCUCCAUUGAACAAGAGUUGUAAUGGAGGUAAUUCACCAACAGCUCCAAAUGCUACAUCUAGUGAAGAAGAACAUGGUCAUAUAGACAUGGUUGAUUUUUAUAUAAGCUUCGCAACUUCCUAUGCUAUUAUAUUUUUGACAACUAUUCUUGUACUCUACAUAAACCCAUACUGGAGACGAGCAUGUUUUUAUUUCAUUGAAGAUCGUAGCAUCGUUUGCUAUUUCUUCAUUGUGGACAGUCUUCGUCAGUUGCCUUGCUUCAGGAGAAACAUCUAG
Gossypium raimondii (Peruvian cotton) is the source of this 2403-nucleotide messenger RNA. Its product is annotated as receptor-like protein 15. The transcript has 3 exons. The record is from RefSeq and is a predicted model, not a curated record. Lineage: Eukaryota; Viridiplantae; Streptophyta; Magnoliopsida; Malvales; Malvaceae. Gene Ontology annotation, molecular function: protein binding. The coding region runs from base 1 to 2403 and encodes 800 amino acids.